AUCACGAUUCGCAAUUGUUUUGAGGCUGCAGAUGCAACGACAUUGGAUCGACGUCUAUGGCUUGUGAUAUUGUGACAGGUCAGUGUCACUGCAGGCAACACGUCACUGGAAGAACCUGCGAUCAUUGCAAGGGCGGUUAUUGGGGUUUGGCUACCGGCGCAGGAUGCGCACCAUGCGCCUGUGACUCUUUUGGAUCUUACAAUGCAUCCUGCCACGAAGACACAGGACAAUGUUACUGCAAGCCUGGCGUAGGUGGAACGCACUGUGAUAACUGUUCACCUGGAUAUUAUGGAUUUUCGAAAAACGGUUGUCAACCCUGCGAUACCUGCGACAAAACUGGCCAUAUCUGCGAUCCGGAUACCGGUCGUUGCAUCUGCCCGAGUUUGACACUCGGCGAGUAUUGCGAUCGUUGUCGACCUGGUUCGUACGGACUUGUACCUGGUAUUGGAUGCAAGUCAUGUGACUGCACCCCGGGGUCUACGAAACCCCAGUGUGACGUCAAUGGGCAAUGCACAUGCAGGGACGGAUACGAGGGACUCAGGUGCGAAUUUUGCGCGAAAGGAUAUUACGGCUAUCCACGUUGCAGACCAUGCAAGUGCAAUGUGGCAGGUACGUUGCAAUGCAAGGAUGGCGGUUGCGAGUGCGACGAGAGGGGACAGUGUCCUUGCAAGGAAAAUACUGUGGGCAAACAGUGCAAUAAAUGUAGGGAAGGUACGUUUGGACUUGCUGAAGAAAAUGCAAAGGGAUGCAUAGAGUGCUUCUGCUUUGGCAGAUCGACUCUCUGUCAAGAAGCUGGUUUGUCGUGGGGACAGAGAAGGCUGCCAAAGCCACGUAUACUCUACGUAAGCGAUGCAGUCAAUGACGUGAUGAUAAACAGAUCUGGCUCAACCAGCAUCCUGCCGUCUCUUAAUGGAGGAUUAAACGUGACGAACGGUCUCACGAUCAUCCCCGGCACCGAGGGUGACGUAACACUACCCUCGAGUCUGUAUUACAGCUAUCCACUCUACUGGCAACUGCCCAAAUCUUUUCUUGGAGAUAAGGUCGUCUCCUACGGUGGUUUUUUACGGUUUGCUACUAAGGCGGAAGGCGGCGAUAUUUUGCGCAACAACCUUCAGUAUCCACUUGUGCAAAUUCAGGGAAAUGGCAAGCUUGUAUUGGAGUACUAUCUUCACUUGCCGGUUAACGAUAAUUAUUACGAAGUCAGAUUACACGAAUCUUUGUGGCAAUUACAAAAUAGACCAGAUUACACUGUGUCCCGUGAAAUUCUUAUGGUAACGUUGCAAAAUUUGCAGCAUAUUCUUUUAAAAGCGUCGGAUUAUUCGGAUUUUACGAAAGUCACACUUCUCAACGCAACUUUGGACGCUGCUGUUCUCACGCCUACGCAUUCCCCGUUAUUGGCAGCGGGCGUUGAGAUUUGCAAAUGCCCACCAGAGUACAACAGUACAUCCUGUCAAGAUCCGAGCGUAGGAUUUUAUCGAUGGUACAACAACAGUACAGCAACAUCAACGAUCGUGAUCGAUCUGAUCGGCCAAGCGAGACGCUGUCAGUGUAACGGGAGAUCGGAAAUCUGCGACAAGGAAACGGGAUAUUGUCUGGAUUGCAGACACAACACUGCUGGCAAUCACUGUGACGUCUGUGCAGAUAGCUUUUAUGGUCAUCCUGAUUUUGGAGGCUGCAAACCCUGUCCGUGUCCACAUGCUGAUAAAAGAUUUUCUAGUACCUGCAUUGUACGCUCAUACAAUGAUGUCGUUUGUCAUUGCAAACCAGGAUAUACUGGCAUAAGGUGUGAACGGUGUUCCUAUGGGUAUUAUGGUUUUCCUACAAUUCCUGGUGGCAGUUGCAAACCUUGCAACUGCAAUUUAGCUGGAAGUGCAAGUGAUGAGUGCGAUGAGGAAACUGGACAAUGCAACUGCAGACCUGGUUCUACUGGAAGGGAUUGUUCACAUUGCACUGCGAUUAGACAUGUGUUUAUCAAUGACAUUUGUACCUCCUGCAAUGACAAUUGCACUGGUAUACUGCUUGAUAAUCUUAGUGCGAUGGCUAACACAUUGGCACUGGAAACUACUCAUAUUGCGAAUGGUUAUAUUCCACCACCUUGGGAAGAUUUGUCAUUCAUCGACUCGAAUACAACUGCAUUGCUUGAUAAGCUUCAAAUGGAAAAUUUGAUUAAGACUAGAUUGAAAAAUGUACCCUGGUAUGAUUACAGGAAACUUAUGACAAACGCAGAAGGUUUAUUGAGAAAUGCGAACCAAUUAGCCGAGCGUGCCAGCAUUCUUAGAUCGAAAAGUGAUGAUUUGAAAAAUAAUAUCUACAGUACGCACAUCGAAAUUAAACAUGUGAAACAACAACUGGAAGACACUAUGGCUCAGCUUUCACAAUACGGAGAUGAUGAUAAGAAGAUCGAAGUGAAAAAAGCAUUGAAAGAAGCUACUGCAAUAUUAAAUAAUUUAAGAACCGUAAAUUUAUCACAGAAAACAAAAGAAAUUCAGGCUGCUCUUGACGACGUCACCGACUAUAUCUUUUGGCUGAAUUCUCAGUACGACGCGACAGAGCCUUUAAUGAAAGCUAAAAAAGAUGCAUUGAACACUUCGAGGAAAUUACAUGAUUUGAGAACAAUUAUAGAAAGUACAAUGGAGACAUUGUUCACGUACGACGGACUAUAUAAUGAAAUCAACAACACAUUAGACGAUACUAAUUAUCAGUAUUCACUCAUACGUGGAUUAAAAAACGAAAUCACAGAAACGACCGACGAAGGAGAGAAACUGAUUGACGAGGCAGAAGGAUUUUUUAUUGAUAGCCAAAAUAAUUUUCAGGACCUUCCGGAAUUACGUACAAAAUUAUUAAACUGGAGUGAAAUUUUAAAUAUGAAAGAAGAAAUUCUAUACAGAUUAAAUUAUGAGUAUCAAGAAAAAUACGUUCUGCCAGCUGUUGAGCAUGCAAAAAACUUGUCUGAAUUUGCCGAUCGUUAUGUUGGAUUGUUUGCUGAAACCAAGAACGAGGCAGCUAAUCCUCUAAAGGCUAGUCAGGCUUAUAAGAAUAUUGUUGACACACUGGAGGCUGCAAAAGUUGCAGCAAUACAAGCUAAGGAAACUGCAGAUGACAUGUACACCAAAGUCUUUCCUGGAGGCGUUCACUCAAAAUCUCUGUUAGACAGUGCAAUGGAAAUGUCAUCAAGAUCAUCUGAGCAAUGGACGAGAGCAAAGCAGCAUGAAAAGCUAGUAAUCUCAGCGGGGAAUCAAUUGGAAGCUCAAAAGCAGGCAGUUACUGAUUUAAAAGAUACUUUGAAUCGUACAGGAAUCAAAGAUAAUCAAAUCAAUGUAAAAUUACGUGAACUCAAAAGUGAAAAUAAAAAGGUUCAGGAAGAGCUCCAAACAAUUUUGGUUGAUAAUGACGAAGUGAUUGAAUCCAUUGAGCAAUCAAAAAGAUUGAUAGAAGAUUAUAAAGAAGGUACAGCGAAUAGGCUCAAACCAAAAUUACAAGAACUUAAAAGGGAAGGUGACUGGAAAAUUAGUUUAGCUAGUGAAAAACUAACCGAAGCACAGAGCAAUAUAAAGAAAGCUGACGCCAAGUUGAUUAGUUUGACUAACGCUUCAGUGAAGAGACAAUCAGAAUUUAAAAAAUGGAAUGACACACUUGCUGAAAAAUUACAAAAUUUAAAAAAUAAGAUUGCCGAAGCAAGAAAUACUGCUGAUGGGAUACGUAUCUCCUUGAAAUCUGUUGAAAAUAAAAAAUGCGUUAGGUCCUACAGACCAGCGAUAUUACAACCUUCCUCAACAACCAGUAUCGUACUAACAUUAUCAGUUGAUAGUAAUCAAAGAGAAGGAUCUUUAUUUUAUCUACCAAGCAGUAUUAACGACGAUUUCGUAGCGCUGGAAAUGGUUGACAGGAAGAUAAAAUUCGUAUGGAAUGUUGGAGGAGGUACGGGCGUCAUUACUCAUCCGGAAGUCAUCGAAUCAGGUCAUAUACAAAAUGACGAUUCAUGGUAUCGAAUAGAAGCCGAAAGAAUAAGAAACACUGGCACACUUAGUGUGCGAAAGCAGUCCUCCACGUCCGGAAGGUACCUACCGGUCGUGAACUCCACAGAUCCCGAAUACGGCCGAUUUGACGUUAUAUCAACCGAUCGUAUAUGGCUUGGUGGAAUUCCUGAGUCUCAAAGAAGACCCAAGGAAUUAUUAGCUGGCAAUGGUCUACCUUGUUGCGUUCACCAGGUCAUCCUGGAUGGACGACCAAUUGGACUUUGGAACUUCGUAACAACAGCACCAGACAAGGCGUGUCAGGCUUGCAUGGAGGGCGCUAAAGGUGAAAUUAAUGAAAUUGCAUAUAAUUUUAAUGGCGAUGGCUAUUCGGUGCGUAAAAGAGUUCUCACUGGCCCGUACAAUAAGUAUAUAUUUGGGGUAUCAAUCAGUUUCCGGACAUUUGAUGAAAAUGCAUUGCUAUUCUUAGCUCUUAACCAGAACAAUAGUCAACAUGUUAUGAUUUAUCUACGUGAGGGUCGCGUCGUCUUGCACAUUGGUUACGGCGGAAAUGUCAGUAUGGAAAUGUCAUCGACCCACAAAUAUAAUACCGGAAAUUGGACAGAGGUUGGUGCAUUCCGCCAGUACCAGACGACGAAGAAUAUUGAAAAAUGUCGUCUCAGCGUUGGGGGUGAAACUGAUAAAAAAAUUGGAGCGCCAACUCCACAACCUAAGAAGGAUGACAUCCCUGAUCUUUCACAAGCUCUAUAUUAUAUUGGGGGUUUGCCACCUAGUUUUCGAAAUGAUCAGUUGAUGUUGCCGUCUCAAGUUUCAUUCUUGGGAUGUAUGUCGAAUAUUGUUAUACAAGAUGGAUACGAUCCAAUGGCUGAAAAAUAUUACGGUGUAGAGCCAAGUUGUGGAAAUAAGCCUUUACGAAUUGUCGGAUUCUAUGGCAACGGGUACUUGGAGCAUCAUUCGUUCACGUUAAAGAAAAUAUCAUCCGUCAUUAAUUUCACUUUUAGAACUAUGCAGGACACUGCAAUACUUUUGUUGUCAACAUUCCAAGGCCAGGAGGAACGACUAAACAAUAUUCAAAAUGCAGACGAGGAUUCGAAUAGAAACAGCUACUACUCGGUCGCCAUUGUCAAUGGGCAAAUUCAAGUGCGAAUGAAUGCCGGCAAAGGGGAAAUGAUUGUUCAGACUAAUAAUACUUUCAACGACGGAAAGUAUCAUGCAGUAACAAUUAUAAAAAAAAGAAAGGAUGUAGAAUUGAGAGUUGAUGAUGCUUAUCAAGGUAGUGGCAGACUACCAACUGGCGCCGCCAUAAGAGCACCGGAUUCCAAUGGCGGUUUAUAUUUUGGUGGUUUGCCAGCUUUGAUUAAUAAUACAAAAAUAGUGGCUACAAGUAUACCUUUAUACGGUGCAAUAAAGGAUGCGAUUUUCAAUGAUGAAGUACUGAGAUUCGACGAGGUCACCACUUUCGACCAUGCCCUAAUCGGUCGUCCAGGUCCUAGUAUGGGUGAAGAUCCUCAAAAUUACGCCCCAUCGGCAUCUCUGUCCCGUGGGAUGUCAACCCAGCCAGAAGGCUGUCAAAAAGUACCCUACUAUUCCCUAGAACCGGGUGCCCUAAAGUUUGGUGACAAACCUCACAGUCACACUCAGCUGUACCUAAACUUCAAAAAAUUCUGGGAGAAGAAAUACGUAAUUGAAUUUGAUUUUCGCACAUACUAUCCAAACGGUCUGCUCUUCAUUACACCGGGGCUCAAACCUAAACCCUAUCUUAUGGUUGUCAUCCGUGAUGGUCAGCUGUUAUUGCUAGUAAAAAGUAAACAGAAGAAAGAGAUCCUGUUUAAAACGCCAUUCAACAAUGGUAACUGGCAUCACGUAGUGAUCAGUCACGAAGACAGAAAGCUAACACUAGUCGUAGACACACAAUCGCCUAGAACAAUCAAAGUCCCCAAGAAGAUAGGACUUGCAUCAAUGAUGUACAUAGGGGGCCUUCCAGAAAACGGUACACCCUUACCUGAACAAGUUGUUGUCAAACUGGAAACCCUGAAAGGAUGUAUGAGAGGAUUACGCGUCAACGGAAAUAUCUACGACAUGGUUGGUUCCACCAGUAGAGCCUACAACGUGGGCCAAUGCUUCCCCAGUGUUGAGAGUGGUGCAUAUUUCCAGGAUGAAGCUUAUGCAAUUUAUAAGAGAGACUUCGAAUUGGGUGCAGUACUGGAACUUGAAUUGGAGUUUCGAACCUCUGAACUAUCUGGUGUACUUCUUUCGAUUACUGCACCAGGUGGUUCGCCAUCCAUGUCCUUAGAACUGAACAAUGGUAAAGUUAUAAUGUCUGGGGACCUGGGAGACAACAAUCCACUGUAUGUCGAACAGCACUUUCCUAAUCCCUAUGUAGUCUGCGACAACAGAUGGCAUAGAAUUCAGGCUGUUUAUAAUGACGAAGAAUUGGCAUUGAAAGUGGAUGAGUUAGAUCAAAAAUAUGGAUUACCAGCCAAUGUAAAUUAUCACUUUAUAGGAUCCACAGCAUCUACUAGUCCUCUGUACAUUGGUGGAUUACCUGCAUCAGCACCGAAGGGAACAUUAAUAACACGAGAUCACUUCAAUGGAUGCAUAAGAAACGUUAUGAUAGGCGGAGAAAGACGAGAUUGGACGGACAUGGCUGAACUUCACAAUAUCCACUUAAGUUCCUGUCCGAUUCAAUAGCUGAUAGUUCUAACGUGAAUUCCGGUACGAUCGACAGAACUUAUAAAACAAAAAUAUUAAAAAAUAGUAAUCGUACGUGUGAGUCACGUUUUAACUCGCCGGGGUGUAGUGCCAUAGCGCGAGAUGAUUAAUCGCGAAGAAACUAGAGAGAAGUAAAAAGAUCCGUAUUAAAGAAUUAAGAAAUAAACGAAAAAAAAAUAAUUUCCAUAUCUUUAAGACGUAAGACUUAAAAUGAAGCCAAAAGAUGCUAAGCCGUGAACAAAACAAAAAAUAAAAAAAUCAAGAGUUUCAUCUCGAAUCUGAACGUGAUUAACGAAUUAAUUAACUAUCUUAUCCUUCGCGCUCCUCCAAUCGGGUAAGUCGCAACUUUUCUCUCUCACAAUAACAGAUUAAAACGUAGCCACAUGGAAUCGCGCAAAUAUUCAUUCUCAUCAUCAUCACAUUGGCAAAUAAAUAACAUACUCGCGUAAAUGAGCAUUAAUAUGUAUAGUAGCAAGAUCACUGCCAUAUAUAGUUUAGUAUAAUUAUCGUCCACCGUUAAUUAAGUCAUUGACACUGUACAUCAGUAUUUAAUAUUAUUAUUUAUUAUCGCUAAUGAAGACGCGUAGAAGAGGGAACACGGCGUGCGCGUGCGCAUGAGCUUGCUCGGGACAAAAACUAGAAAUUCUAUUUUCUACUUUUAUAAUUAAUCCUAGACUUUCACAAUCGGCGACACUCAAAUUAGUCGCGCUUUAUAUAGUAUAUAUAUAUUUUUUUUAAGUAUAAGCAAACGUCACAAUCCACAUUUGAAUAUUGACGAUUGUCCCACGCAAAGACUGCGCGCGCAUACUCGUAAUGAUAAAUUUAAUUAAGGUAGAAACACGAUCAGAGAAUAUUUUAGUAUUUAUACUUGCUACUUCUUGAUACUCCUCGAAAUGUAAUAUAUUGUAUUUGCACGUGAAUUAACAACGCCGACGAAUGCGUCGCUCUAAUGUGUAAGAGAACAAAUAAUAUAAAAUGGCAAAAAAUACAGCAACAAAAAAAAAGAUCAAACAAAAAUUCAA
Molecule: messenger RNA, 7708 nt
Organism: Cephus cinctus (wheat stem sawfly)
Lineage: Eukaryota; Metazoa; Arthropoda; Insecta; Hymenoptera; Cephidae
Gene: wb
Product: laminin subunit alpha-1
Exons: 31
Coding region: 57-6665 (2202 amino acids)
Source: RefSeq, a predicted model, not a curated record